AUGCCUUCCCUCGUUGGAAAAGAAAUUGGCCCUACUGGCUAUGGCACCAUGAGAAUGACCUGGAACCCCCAGCCAACUCCACAGGACGUCGCCUUUGAGACCCUCAACAAGACUCUGGAGCUAGGCGCCAACUUCUGGAACGGCGGCGAGCUCUACGGUACCCCCGACUACAACUCCCUGCACCUGUUGAACAAGUACUUCACCAAGUACCCCGAGAAUGCCGAGAAGGUCGUUCUUAGCAUCAAGGGCGGUCUCAAGGCCGGCCAGUUGAUCCCAGAUGGAUCAGAAGAGAACAUCCGUCGCAGUGUGGACGAGUGCCUGAGGGUCUUGGAUGGAAAGAAGACAAUCGAUAUCUUCGAGUGUGCUCGCCAGGACGCAAAGUUCCCCAUUGAGCACACCAUCGAGGUCCUCGCGCAAUGUGUGAAAGAGGGCAAGAUUGGAGGAAUUGGACUAAGUGAAGUGGAUGCGGAGACUAUCAGAAGAGCUGCCAAAGUACACCCUAUCGCUGCCGUUGAGAUCGAGCUGUCUCUGUGGACAACCGACAUCUUGGAGAACGGCAUUGCCAAGACCUGUGCCGAACUGAACAUCCCAGUCAUUGCCUACUCACCACUAGGACGUGGCGCCCUAACUGGUGCCCUGACCGGUUUGGCCGACAUCCCGGAAGGUGACUUCCGUCGGUUCUUGCCACGAUUCCAGGAUGAGAACUAUGCGCAAAACAUGAAGCUAAUCAAUGAGGUCAAGAGCCUGGCAACUCGGAAGGGUGUUGCCCCAGCUCAAGUCGCAUUGGGUUGGAUUCGGAGCUUGAGUGACAAGCCUGGAAUGCCCACUAUUAUCCCCAUCCCCGGUGGCACAACCGUCGACAAAGUGACUCAGAAUCUGGUGGGAGUUAAGCUCUUCUCAGAUGAGGAGUUGGCCGAGGUUGAUGCGAUCCUGAAGGAGAACAUUGUUGCUGGAACGCGAUACUAA
This is a messenger RNA of Penicillium verhagenii, 966 nucleotides long. Its product is annotated as aldo/keto reductase family protein. The coding region runs from base 1 to 966 and encodes 321 amino acids. Gene Ontology annotation, cellular component: cytoplasm. Lineage: Eukaryota; Fungi; Ascomycota; Eurotiomycetes; Eurotiales; Aspergillaceae. The transcript has 3 exons. The record is from RefSeq and is a predicted model, not a curated record.